GAAGAGAUGCUCUGCCAUAUCUUGCUCCUUGUUUUGCUGUCCUCCGAGGCAAGAGGAGUCUGCAAUCGGAUACCCCAAGGAGCCAGUGGCGCACGAUCGCCUGUGGAUGACAACUUCAAGAUCCUGAUCGACGGCAAUCCAGAGACCUAUGUGCCGGAGCAUCAGUACAAUGUUUCGUUAUCCUGCCCCAUAAACAUGAAAUUCGUGAGCUUCACCUUGGUUGUCGAGGCCGAGGAUCCGUCCGCUGCCUUCAGUGGCCAGGAUAUGACCGGUCACUUUGAACUGGUGGGAGUAGCAGACACGCGGUUCAGUACCAGUUGUGAGAACAUGGUGGAGAACACCAAUACGAAUGCUAAGAUCAACGUCGCGGUAUCCUGGAUAGCGCCGCGUCAUCCGGACAGCGGAUGUGUAUUGCUCAAGGCUGGUGUGGUGCAACAUCGCGAUGUGUGGUUUCUGGACGAUGGCUUCCUGACCAAGCGGAUUUGUCCCGAGGAAAUCGACGAACUAAACAGUCUUACGCCACCCCUGGAAACUUGCUGUGCCUGCGAUGAAGCCAAAUAUGAGAUCGUUCUGGAGCGAAAGUGGGCGAGGAACACGCAUUGGAAGGACUUUCCCGCUGAGGACUGGCGCACACGCCUGGGUGAGGUCAUUGGUGCUUCGCAUAGCCACAGCUAUCGCUACUGGGCCUACGGAGGCAGAGCUAGCCGGGGCAUGAAGGAGAUGGCCGAGCACGGAGCUACACGCACCCUGGAGAAUGAGAUCAGGGAAAACACUCAGAAUGGCGAGGUGAGGACUAUUAUAAAGGCUCCCGGCAUUCCCCAUCGGCUGAGAACAUUUGGCACCACCUUGGCCAAUGCUCGUCUGGAUCCCGUACAUCAUCAGAUCUCGCUGGCUGCCAAGAUAGAUCCUUCACCCGAUUGGAUACUGGGCGUAGCUGGCCUGGAGCUUUGCCUAAGCAACUGUACUUGGCUGGAGCGAAAGGUGUUGAAUCUGUAUCCCUGGGACAUCGGCACCGAUUCGGGGCCUUCGUACAUGUCCUCAGAUGAGCCACAAGUGCCACCGGAUGUGGUGCGCCGUAUAACCUCGUCGUAUCCCAGCGACCAUCGUUCGCCAUUCUACGACGACACCGGUGCCCCAAUGAAGCCCCUGGCCACGCUCUACUUGACCCGGAAGAAACUGUACAUUAGGGAGUGCGAAGAGGUUCCCCAGGAAGGACCGCUGGAGUGCGCCGUUCACCCUUGGAACGAAUGGUCCAACUGCAGCUCGCGCUGUGGGCAGGGCUACUCCCAACGUCAGCGCAGCUUCAAGAGUCCCAAUCUAGCAGCCAACUUCAACUGCGACAGGCGCUUGGAGGAGUUCCGCCAAUGCCAGGGAACCCAGUGCGGGGCAGCGGAGGAGGAAGUGGAAGGGGAAGGAGAGGAGCCUGGUCUGGGCAUGGAAAAUGCACCAGGUGGUGCCUCAAUGGCCGAGUGCCAGCUGAGCAACUGGGGCGAGUGGUCACCGUGUUCGAAGACAUGCGGCAGAGGAUCCUCCACUCGCACCCGGAACUACUACAAUCCGCAGGCCAGGCAGCGCUGCUUGUCCGUGAUGCGAAUACCGCUCGAGGAAACUCGAGAGUGCAAUGGAGCUGAUUGCGGUGGCACCAUUCCGGAUAAUGGCGAACUCGACGGCUUACCGGAGCCAGAUGUGUUCGGAGAGGCUGAUCAGGGCGGUUACAAGGGUAAAAGCCCUUCAUGGAGCAACCAGGCGUGGAAUAGAAAACCCUCUAAUAUGUGGAAUGAUAAAUCUCCCUCCAGCCCCAGAGAUAACGCGCAGGAGUCCCCGAACCUACCGUUCGAUCAGAUGGAAAAUCCACAGCGACCUGUUUAUAACCCAUCAGACAACUUGGGUGGUUAUGGCAAGGGGUUUCCUCCGACAAACAGCUACAGCAAUGACAAGCUUGUGGGCAAUAGACCCGGUUUCAAUGACUUCAAUUCGGGCUAUAACAAUAAGGACCCUUACAAUAAUUAUAAUACUCCUAGCGUCACACCUCGCUCUCCCUAUGAAGGUCGAUAUCCCAGUCAGCAGGAGGAUGAGGAGGGCACUACCAACGACAAUGGCAAUGGCAACUAUAAUGUGGUUCAGGACUAUUGCUUUGAAAAGCCGUAUGCCUCGACGCGUCGCUGUUUCGCCAAGCCGAUGGUGGAGAGCAACUACUGGUUCUACGACCACGAAGAUCACGAGUGCAAGAUCUUCACCACGGACAACUGUGAUCAGAACAGGAACCGGUUCCGCACCCUGGCGGCCUGCGAGGGCACCUGUCUGCAGCCCCAAAUAAACAUGGAGCGAACCGAAAACGAUGCCAUGGAUUUGUACGGAGCUCGAUCCUAUGACCAAACGCCGACGGGAGCUAGACCCUACGAUCAAACAGGUGGAGCAUCUUAUGAUCGAACAGAAAGUAGACCGUAUGAUCAAACAGGAAGUACAUCUUAUGAUCAAACGUUUGGUAGACCGUAUAAUCAAGUAGCUGGUAAGUCCUAUAAGCAAACGGGAAGUGGAUCCUAUGGCCAACCGGAGAAUUGGUCCUCUGACUUAUCUAGAGGGAGAAGCUAUGAUCAACCGGGAGGAAGGUCCUAUGAUUUGGCAGGCGGAAGAUCCUAUGACCAACCGGAGAAUUGGUCCUCUGACUUAUCUAGAGGAAGGAGCUAUGAUCAACCGGGAGGAAGUUCCUACGAUCUGGCAGGAAGUAGAUCCUAUGACCAAACAAGAGAAGCAGGCGACAUUGGAGAACCCAUGUCUCAGACCAGGAGCAGAUACGACUCAUCCAGACGCGGUCGCUAUGGCGGCUGA
Drosophila teissieri is the source of this 2829-nucleotide messenger RNA. Its product is annotated as spondin-1. Gene Ontology annotation, cellular component: extracellular matrix. Gene Ontology annotation, biological process: cell adhesion. Bases 7 to 2829 code for a protein of 940 amino acids. Lineage: Eukaryota; Metazoa; Arthropoda; Insecta; Diptera; Drosophilidae. The transcript is spliced from 6 exons. Gene Ontology annotation, molecular function: serine-type endopeptidase inhibitor activity. The record is from RefSeq and is a predicted model, not a curated record.